UGGUGAUCCGGUACUAUUUCCGAAGAUGGAAGAACGAAUGAUUCUUAAACAGCUGGAAAAUAAAAAACGGCUGGAAGAAUUCAAAUACUUUUUCAAUGAAAAUGGACAAUUGAGACACACCGAAACGAACCAACCAUUUGUUUUCAACCAAUACAACAAUGCAAUGAACUUGAACCACCAGUGGUACACGGCCUUUGGAACGGUUUUGGCCGAGUACGUAUACGAACUGCUAGAGAAAGAAUAUCGACUGAAACGACUCUAUAUUCCAGUAAAUGCCACAAUGGAUGAACCUAGAAGCUUUUGCUUCGUGAGCGAGGGUGCGCUGGAUAAUCCUUCAAAGUUAAUUGUUCUGCUACAAGAUCGCGGCGUUUCGCGAGCGGGUACAUGGUCCCAGCAAUUGAUUGUACAUGACUGCCUGGACACAGGCACACAAAUGCCCUACAUUAAGCAGGCUCUACGGGAGAACUAUGAAGUCAUGGUAUUAAAUCCAAACGACAACUUUAUGGCAAUUAAGACAAACGAUUCUAUGGACCCGGAAUGGGCUCAAACUGGAUUCACCUUAAAAGUUGAAAAAAAACUAGAAAUACCAAAAAGGGGGCUUGAAAGUGUGGAACAGCAUACGUUCUACGUUUGGGACCACUUUAUAUCCAAGUGUGCCCCUAUGAGUGUGGCCUUCAUUGCUCACGGAUAUGGCGGCUUGGCUGUUGUUAACCUAUUAACCGAAUAUUCAGAUGUAAUGAGCAAAGUAUAUGCUGUUGCCUUCAUUAAUUCCAAUCAUGAUGUAGAUCAUCAAAACGUUAACCUAACAGAGCGGAACUGGAUUGCAAAGAAUUGUCGUACCUGGUCACUGAGCGCCAAGCCUUUGGACAAACCUGUGGCUUCCAUGAAGAUGGAUUGUGUGCAAGUUUCCGCAGGCACCGAAAACCACGAUUUAGCACCAGCAUCUUGCUUUCACUCCAUUUUCAAGUUUUUGAAGAAAGCGUCAAAUGCACAGAAAACUAAACGAUUAACUCGGUCGCCAAUUGUUACAAGAAGUUCAAGCAAGAACAACUAA
This is a messenger RNA of Amblyraja radiata (thorny skate), 1054 nucleotides long. Its product is annotated as putative protein FAM172B. NCBI's taxonomy places the organism in Eukaryota, Metazoa, Chordata, Chondrichthyes, Rajiformes, Rajidae. Gene Ontology annotation, cellular component: nucleus. The coding region runs from base 26 to 1054 and encodes 342 amino acids. Gene Ontology annotation, biological process: regulatory ncRNA-mediated heterochromatin formation. The transcript has a single exon. The record is from RefSeq and is a predicted model, not a curated record. Gene Ontology annotation, molecular function: siRNA binding.